Molecule: messenger RNA, 183 nt
Organism: Cladocopium goreaui
Lineage: Eukaryota; Dinophyceae; Suessiales; Symbiodiniaceae
Source: the annotation of a GenBank genome assembly
AUGGUGCUCUGUGAACGCCUGCGUGGCUUACCCAAGCAGGAGGUACAAGAGUUGUUCGCGAAGAUUGCAGAGAAAGAUCUGUCCGAUGCGCUGGUGGUGUCACCUGCAAGUUGGGAGAAGAUCACCAAGGAACCUGCCUUCCGUUCCGGUCUCUCUUCCGAUGCGCCUUCAUUAGCGCACUGA